CACCACCGCGUUUUCCUUCUCGUGACCCAUUUUCCGAGAAAACAGGAAGAAGAAGAAGAUCCUCGCAUUGCAUCAGGAGGAAAGAAUGGCGAAGUCGCCAGAGCAAGAGCACCCGCAGGAGGCUUUCGGCUGGGCUGCGAGAGAUCCCUCUGGCCUCCUCUCUCCCUUCAAAUUCUCCCGCAGGGCGACCGGAGAGAAAGACGUGAAGUUCAAAGUGCUGUUCUGCGGGAUCUGCCACAGCGACCUCCACAGCGUGAAGAACGAGUGGGGAUUCUCGACUUAUCCCCUUGUUCCUGGGCAUGAGAUAGUGGGUGAAGUCGUGGAGGUCGGAAGCAAGGUUGAGAAGUUCAAGGUGGGAGACAAAGUGGGAGUGGGUUGCUUGGUCGGAUCAUGCGGCUCCUGCGAUAAUUGCCACGACCAUCUCGAGAAUUACUGCCCCAAAAUGAUACUGACUUAUGGUGCCAUUUACCAUGACGGGACAAUGACCUACGGAGGAUACUCCAACAUGAUGGUGGUGAAUGAGCACUUCGCCAUCAAAUUCCCGCAAAACAUGCCUCUUGAUGCUGGCGCUCCUUUGCUUUGUGCCGGGAUAACUGUUUAUAGCCCAAUGAGGUUCUUUGGGCUCGACCGCCCAGGGGUCCACUUGGGCGUGGUGGGCCUCGGUGGGCUGGGGCAUGUUGCAGUGAAAUUUGCGAAGGCAAUGGGGGUCAAGGUGACCGUGAUCAGCUCCUCUCCUGGGAAGAGGGAGGAAGCAGUCCAGCGUCUCGGUGCCGAUGCAUUCCUUGUGAGCAGCGACAUCAAUCAAAUUCAGGCUGCGAUGGGAACAAUGGAUGGUAUAAUCGACACGGUUUCGGCAGUGCACCCAAUGUUGCCUUUGAUUGGUUUGCUCAAACACAAUGGAAAACUUGUCCUCAUCGGCGCUCCUGAUCGGCCUCUCGAGUUACCCGUCUUUCCCUUGAUCAUGGGGAGGAAGAUUGUGGCUGGGAGUUGCAUCGGUGGAAUGAAGGAAACACAAGAGAUGAUUGAUUUUGCAGCAAAGCACAAGAUUACCGCUGAUAUCGAGGUCAUCUCGAUCGACCAUUUGAACACGGCAAUGGACCGCCUUGCCAAGGGCGAUGUCAAGUACCGGUUUGUGAUAGAUAUUGGCAACACCUUAAAACAAGCGUGAGGUUCCCGAAGACUCUGAUUAGAUUGCCUGUUAUGAUGUCAAGUAAUAACUUUGGUGUCCAAAUAAACUUUGACCGGGAGAUUGAGGUCGAAUGUCUGGCUAAGUUUGUUUGUCACUGAUUUUGAAGCAUAUUACCAAUACUUGGGAAGAUUAUAAUUUGACAGGUGCAUUGAACAUGCAUUAUGAUCCGUAUGUGUGUAAUUCUCUGCAGUAAGAAUUCAUUAGUUAGUGAGAACGCUGCUGUUUUGAACUUUUGAGUGUGUGCAAGAUACACAGUUUGUUUCUACAA
Molecule: messenger RNA, 1457 nt
Organism: Syzygium oleosum
Lineage: Eukaryota; Viridiplantae; Streptophyta; Magnoliopsida; Myrtales; Myrtaceae
Product: probable mannitol dehydrogenase
Exons: 5
Coding region: 86-1168 (360 amino acids)
Biological process (GO): lignin biosynthetic process
Molecular function (GO): zinc ion binding; cinnamyl-alcohol dehydrogenase activity
Source: RefSeq, a predicted model, not a curated record